GUCAGGUCCACUUGUCAGUGCCCGGUGCCUUUGAGAAUCAGUCCUCUACUUUUUGCAGUGCUGAUUCAGAAAACAGAAGGAAGAUCCCAUUUUUCUUCCAUGUAGAUAGAGAAAUCCACCCUCAGCUGGACUUGGAACUGCUGCAAACUACAGCUGUCAUAGAGGAGGGGUGGACUGAGGACUUAAAAAUGCACACUGCACGCUUAGGAACAGGAUCAGUUCCUGUGGGAACCCUCCCACUGGGACAAGAAGCAGAAUUUAGUGUUCUACUAGGAAAGGAACAAGGUGUGGAUCUGACUAUUAAGGUUGAAGAAUGCUUGCAGGAACUUGAUGUGCGCCUCAGUUUUGACCUUGCUAAAGGAGAACGAGAUUUUUUGGACAGGAGGAAGGAAAGAGCUUCUUUUACACUAAGGAGGCUUCUAGGUUUGCCAAAGAAACCUAGGAAAAAUGAGGUCCCGGUAGUGGCAGUAGUGGGGUCAGGAGGUGGGAUGAGAGCCAUGACUGCACUCUACGGCAAUCUGUUGGGUCUCCAGAAGCUUAACCUCUUGGAUAUCCUAAUCUAUCUGUGUGGGAUCUCAGGGUCCACUUGGUGUUUGUCUAAACUCUACGCAGAUCCUUACUGGUCCCAAAAGGACCUCCAGGAGGCAAUUGGAAUUACUCGACAACUUGUGACCAGCAGCAAAGUGGGAGCGUUUUCUGCUGAGCGCCUGGCAUAUUACUUCCAUCAGCUAUUCUUGCUGGAGAAAGAAGGGUGGAAGGUCACCCUUACAGACUUGUGGGGUCUCAUCAUUGAAUACUUCUUACACCAGAAGGAGGAUCCAUCAAAGCUAUCUGACCAGCAGGCAGCAGUCAGGUGGGGACAAAACCCCUUCCCUGUCUAUGCAGCAGUCAAUGUAAGGCCCCAUGUUGGCAGCAAUAAAUUUACAGAAUGGUGUGAAUUCACACCACAUGAGUUUGGUAUCCUCAAGUAUGGAGCCUUUAUCCAUACAGAAGACUUUGGCAGUGAAUUCUUCAUGGGGCUGCUUCUUAAGAAACGUGCAGAGCCCAGGAUUUCCUUUCUGCAGGGAAUAUGGUCCAGUGCCUUUGCUGCAAAUUUAGAUGAGAUCUGGGAAGAGGUGGUUGUUUCAAAAGUUGGGUUCUUAGAAACUCUGAGAGAUGCCAUCAAAGUUGCAGAUGAGGCUCAUGGCUACAAGCCAGUGGACACCUCAGAGUUAGAGACUCGGAUGGUCAUGCCAGGUGGAGCCUUCUCAAACUUAUUUCAAGGUUUCUUUAGCUCUCGUGUUUCCACUGGAGAAAAUGUCAAUUUUAUGCAUGGACUUCACCUUCAUAAGGACUAUCUCAAUGCCAAGCAAUUCGUGGCUUGGAAAGGCUUGGAUGCUUUCCCCAACAAGCUCACUCCCCAGGAAAACAGACUGUACCUGAUAGAUGGGUUUUUUUCUAUAAACUCUCCCUUUCCCUUGAUGCUCCAGCAGGGGAGAGAUGUUGAUGUCAUUCUGUCAUUCAACUACUCUUGGGAAGCUCCAUUUGAGGUCCUACAUCAGACCCAGAAGUAUUGUGAAGAUCGGGAAAUCCCCUUUCCACACAUCGCUGUCAGUGAGAAAGAUAGACAGAAGCCAAAGGAGUGUUAUAUGUUUAUGGACGCUGAAAAUCCAAAGGCUCCCAUAGUACUCCACUUCCCACUGGUGAAUAACACCUUCCAGCAAUACAAGGCACCAGGAGUAGAGCGUGAGACGGCGAAUGAGAAAUCCUUUGGCAACUUCCUCAUUGAAGGAGCAGACUCUCCUUACCGUUCAAUGAACUUCACCUAUAAACCUAAUGAAUUUGAUAGGCUGUUAGAAUUAAGCUGCUACAAUGUUUUAAACAACAAGGACACAAUCUUAAAAGCUCUUGCUUUGGGCAUGAAAAGAAGGGCGCUCAAGAAGGCCAGAAGACAGUAAGAUGGUAUUCUGUGUUGGAUAGUUGUUACAAAGUAUUGAAUAUAAAUGAAGGCUUUAAACAGGAACACUUACUGGGUAAGGUAUCUGCAAGUGACCAACCCACUGGACGACUUCCUUAAAGUUUAUAGCUUUUCAAAUACCUUAUACACAAGCAGAUUGUGGAAACCAGACAUUUCUGGGUGAAAUGUAUGAAUUAAGCUUUAAUAAUAAUAACAACAACAAUAAUAAUAUUUAAAAUACUUCUGUGUGCUCUUAUGUCUGCCUUAUUGAGACCUUGUGAAUUUCCUGUGUAGCAUGUGAUCAAGUGGGAUUGAAAGCAUGAUGCUUUUCCUUCAACAAAUAGGUGAUAUUGAGUAACUCAUAUCUGGAAGCCCUGCUCUUCAGGGCAAAGAGGGUUUCUUUCUGGCCAUAUUCAGUAUUGCCAGGGUGUCAUCAAGGAGUGCUGAGGGCUAAUAGCAAGGAAGUGUGUACUCGCUCAAUGGAAGGGGAUACCUUUUCUUCAGUACUUGGCAUUGUUUAGCUUUGAUAUUUUUCUUUGAAAACCAGAACAACAUUUAGAUAUGAUUGGAAGUAAAAAUGUAGUCACUUCACAUGACGACAGCAUAGUUUCCCUAUCUCCAGAAUAGAUAUUUAAAUAAUAAUAAUAAAAAGCAUGUGUAUAUAUGUGUAUCUGCAGACUGCUUCUUAAUUCAAUGACUUGAAGAUUAACCAGAAUCAAGAGGUAUCUGAGACGUGUCAUUUCUGGAUCCAAACUCUACAGUUCACUCCUAUCUAAUCUAAAUUCAUUAAAACUGGUAGGCAACAAUUGAUCUUCUGGAUCAUGGUGUGUGCUUAAGAAGUCUUGUCAGGUGCCUGAUGAAUCUGCUUGUGGCUGACAAACCCAAUGCAAGAGUGGAACAGCUUGUUACAAGUUUCACAGGUCCAUGUGUUGUUUGGGUUGGAGCCCAAAUCUACAGCAGGCUGCUUCCUUUGUUUUCACUUUGUUUCUGUCCUGUGGAUCAAAGCUGCUUCAUGUUGAGCUGCACCCAGUGCCACAUGUCCCCUCCAGAUUGGACAGGAUUCUGCACACUCCCAGAUUUCUACACUGAUAUUGAAUGGCUUCAUAUAAUUUUGACACAUCAUGGUACCAUCAUAAAGGGCGACCCCACUUCCUAAAGCUGUCUCAAAUCUCACAGUACAAAAUAUUCUUGGGGACACAGUCUUCCAUUCCUCUGACAUGGCCAAGCCAUUGCAACCUCCUUUUCCAGAUUAGUGGUUUCUAAGCGUGUUAGUCCUGCACACUCCAGCAGCUCUGUUUGGCAUUUUGGCUGCUGACAGACUGGGGGGAAAAAAAAACACCCGGCGCUUUACUUUCAGCUUGGUGCACCCCUGCGUUGAGCCCAGCACGUGCCCAGAAGAGGAGCCAUGUCACUUUGACCUGGUUCACCCAAAGUCUGUAGUGAUCAUGUUCUUCAGCGGGGUUAGAUAAGAGCCAAAAAGCCCCGCUGAAAUGCACAAUCUAUACAGAUACUGGGCGAGCUGGGUCAAAUUGACAUGGCUCCUUCUCCAGUAAAGUGUUGUUGUUUUUAUUUUCCAUGUCAGCAGUCUUUGUCUUCCUACUUUAUUUUCAGGAUUUUGUGCAGAUGUCUCAUUAUAACUAAUUGAAAAGAUCUAUUAAACUGGACAAACUGUCUUUUGAAUACAAAUUCAUACAGUCAGGCAGACCUCAUAGACCAUCAGCAUUCCAGAAAUAGACCUGUAAUUAAGGUUGAAAUAACAAUUCCAUUUUCAGGUAAUAUUUUAGAAAUUUGUAUUUUUCUUGAAAGAUUUUCUUGUGGGAUAACAUUUAGCAUGCUAAUUUUCAGUCAAUAGGUAAAAUUUUUGUUAUAGAAAUCUGAAGUAGGCCAAAGUUGCUCUUGUAUUGUCUGGGUGCAAAAGAGUUUUGAGAUUGCAAAAAAAGUGCUGAUUUUUUUUUUUUUUAAUCGGGUGCUUAUAACUCAAAAAGAAGUUUGGUUCAUGUUUUAAAAUGCAUAACUUGGUAUCUCACUCAACAUCUUCAAUGAGAAACGUAGCCUGGCAAAGUAUUACAAUCAUUAUUUGGGAAGUAAUUAUAUUAGAAUUGAUUAAAACUAUACUUGUAUACUGUGUUCUUUAUUCUUAUGAGAAUUAUUUUUAUGAAAAUGUAUGUAAGAAAUGUGGCCAACUGAUAUCCAAAUACAUACACUUGCAAGUGAUAGCAUAGCUUUAAGUCUUUAUUUUAAAGAGACUGACUGCUUUUUUUUAAUCAGUAAAUAAUGUGCGCCAAUAAAUAUAUUGUGGCUUCACUGCU
Molecule: messenger RNA, 4245 nt
Organism: Alligator mississippiensis (American alligator)
Lineage: Eukaryota; Metazoa; Chordata; Crocodylia; Alligatoridae
Product: cytosolic phospholipase A2 zeta-like
Exons: 13
Coding region: 189-1937 (582 amino acids)
Biological process (GO): glycerophospholipid catabolic process
Cellular component (GO): cytosol
Molecular function (GO): calcium ion binding; calcium-dependent phospholipid binding
Source: RefSeq, a predicted model, not a curated record